Molecule: messenger RNA, 530 nt
Organism: Cokeromyces recurvatus
Lineage: Eukaryota; Fungi; Mucoromycota; Mucoromycetes; Mucorales; Mucoraceae
Product: ubiquitin-conjugating enzyme E2 N
Exons: 5
Coding region: 16-465 (149 amino acids)
Source: RefSeq, a predicted model, not a curated record
UCAUUAAAUUAUAUAAUGGCCCUUCCAAAGAGAAUUGUCAAAGAAACAGAACGUUUAUUAGCUGAUCCUGCACCUGGAAUCAGUGCAACACCUCAUGAGGAAAAUUUGCGUUAUUUUGAUGUUAUUAUUGCAGGACCUAGUCAAUCCCCUUUCGAAGGUGGUGUUUUUCACUUAGAAUUGUUUUUACCCGAAGACUACCCUAUGGGACCUCCAAAGGUUCGUUUCUUGACCAAGAUUUAUCAUCCUAACAUUGACAAAUUAGGUCGUAUUUGUUUAGACAUCCUUAAAGACAAAUGGUCUCCUGCUCUUCAAAUUCGUACAGUGUUACUUUCUAUUCAAGCAUUGUUAUCGGCACCUAAUCCUGAGGAUCCAUUAGCUAAUGAUGUUGCUUCUCAUUGGAAAGAAGACGAAAAAGGUGCUAUUGAACAAGCGCGUCAAUGGACCAUUAUGUAUGCCCACCAAUAAUAUAAUAUGAUAUAUGUUUACAUAUAAAAGAAAAAAAAAUAAUAAAAAAAAAAAGAAAGAAAGAA